Molecule: messenger RNA, 1521 nt
Organism: Letharia columbiana
Lineage: Eukaryota; Fungi; Ascomycota; Lecanoromycetes; Lecanorales; Parmeliaceae
Exons: 5
Coding region: 1-1521 (506 amino acids)
Biological process (GO): L-homocysteine catabolic process; response to toxic substance; proteolysis
Cellular component (GO): cytoplasm
Molecular function (GO): cysteine-type aminopeptidase activity
Source: RefSeq, a predicted model, not a curated record
AUGCCAGAGUCAGUAAUUGGAGAUCAACUGGCAGAAAGACUCGAAGCUUUGGACGUACAAGGUCCACCAGAAAAGGACUACGUUUACGUGAAGAGCGAUAUGGAGACACCACGUACCCCAGACUCUGCCAACGAGUUGCCCUCAACAGCAUGGGAACCUACUCUGUCCAUUAGCGCAGCGGAGCACUGGGAGAAGGAGCUCUUGCAAGAUCCAAAGAACCGUCUCGCUCUCUCCGCCCUUUCGGGCACCGACCCCAAGCAGGUCCUAACCCAACGGUCCGCCACGAUUGCCGACACUCAGAACUUCAACAUCAAGAUCAAGCUGGAAGGAGCUCCCAUCACCAACCAGCGAUCCUCUGGACGAUGCUGGCUCUUCGCUGCCACCAAUGUCUUCCGCGUGGCUAUCAUGCGGAGGUACAAUCUGAAAGAGUUCGAGCUGAGCCAGUCAUACCUGUUCUUCUGGGACAAAUUAGAGAAGGCGAACUAUUUCUUGGAGCAGGUUCUGGAUACAACGGAUGAGGAGCUGGAUGGAAGGUUGGUGCAGACGCUUAUGGCGUCGCCGGUCGGUGAUGGAGGGCAAUGGGAUAUGGUUGCGAAUUUGGUGGAGAAAUACGGCCUGGUCCCCCAAACGCUCUACCCCGAUUCCCACAACGCUAUGAACUCCAGCACCAUGGCCUCACUCAUCACCACCAAGCUCCGAGAAGACGCCCUAGAGCUCCGACGUCUGGCCAGCAAAAGUGAUAACCCAAGAUCCACACUUGGCAGUGUCAAGGACAAAAUGAUGCAAGAAAUCCACCGUGUCCUAACCAUCAUGCUCGGCCCUCCUCCGAAUCCUAACAAAGAUAUGAUAUGGGAAUACUACGACAAAGACGACAAUUUCGGCACUCUUACAACGAGCCCAUUGGAUUUCGCCGGUGAGCUUUCCAGCGAAGCCAGCAUCGAAGCCAAUCGCGGUGCCGACGUUCACGAGCUGUUCAGUCUUGUCAAUGAUCCCCGGAAUACCUAUGGUGACCUGCUAAGCGUGAGCCGUCUUGGGAACGUGAUCGGCAUGCGCGGCGUCCGUUACGUGAACGUCGACAUGGACACCAUGAAAGCCGCUUGUACAGCCAUGCUGAAAGCUGAACUGCCCAUCUUCUUCGGCUCGGACGUUGGGAAGUUUUCAGACUCGAAAUCUGGCAUUAUGGAUCCAGGGCUUAUUGAUUACGAGCUCGGUUUCAACAUCAGGCUCGGGUUGACAAAGGCGCAGAGACUCAAGACGGGAGAGAGCGCGAUGACGCAUGCGAUGGUACUAACGGCCGUGCAUGUUGAUGGGGAUGGCAAGCCGGUGAGGUGGCGGGUACAGAAUAGUUGGGGAGAGGGGGCUGGAACGAAAGGAUGGUUUGUUAUGAGUGAUGAGUGGAUGGAUGAAUUUGUUUAUCAGGCUGUCGUUGACCCGAAAUUCGUUCCGGAAGAGAUUCGGGAUGUGCUGAAGAAGGAGCCGAAGAUGCUUCCGCUAUGGGAUCCUAUGGGAGCUUUGGCAUGA